Messenger RNA from Zymoseptoria tritici IPO323, 1614 nucleotides. RefSeq lists its product as uncharacterized. Gene Ontology annotation, biological process: amino acid transmembrane export from vacuole. The transcript has 2 exons. The record is from RefSeq and is a predicted model, not a curated record. Lineage: Eukaryota; Fungi; Ascomycota; Dothideomycetes; Mycosphaerellales; Mycosphaerellaceae. Bases 1 to 1614 code for a protein of 537 amino acids.
AUGACCACCUCCAACGAUACCGAUACGACCCACACGGCUCCUUCAUAUCCGGAAGAAGACACUCGCCCGACAUCCAAGAAGGAACUCCUUGGUUUCUACGCCUACUCCUUCGCCGCCGAAGUCUUUGUCGUCUGCGGAGUCGGAGCCUUCAUUCCCAUCACCCUUGAAGAACUCGCUCGAGCAUCACCGUCCGCGGUCCUGGCACUCGACCGCUCGAAGCCAUGCCUUGCUACGAAUGGUAUCAACGAUGACUCCCGCAAAGGUGCUCAAUGUGUCUUCGAAUUACCGGGAGGCCUCGUGAUCAACACAGCCUCGUUCGCCAUGUACACCUUUUCCAUCAGCGUCUUCAUUCAGGCCUUACUCGUUGUCACCAUGUCGGGGGCCGCGGAUCAUGGGAGCUAUAGGAAGUCCUUGAUGAUCGGAUUUGCUGUGACAGGAUCCGUCGCCACUAUGCUUUAUCUUCCAAUCACUCCGAGUCUGUAUUUGCUUGGUGCUCUUUGGGCCAUCAUCGGCAAUGUCUGCUUCGGUGCGAGCUUUGUGCUGUUGAAUUCGUUCUUGCCAUUAUUAGUGAGGUGGCAUCCUGAUGCGAGAGAGUUAAAAAUGACAUGGUCACAGGACCAAGGCUACAGCGAGCAGAAACCACAUCCACGCUCACCCGCCAUGCAACUCUCCACCCGCAUCUCCUCCUACGGCAUCGGGAUUGGAUACAUCGCCGCCGUCUGCGUUCAACUCUUCUCCCUCCUUCUCCUCUCAACCCCCGCUCUCACCCCUCUCUUCGCCCUCCGACUAGUCCUCUGCACAAUCGGCCUCUGGUGGCUCCUCUUCACUGUCCCGGCCGCUCUCUUCCUCCGUCCGCGCCCCGGCCCACCCCUUCCUUCGACUCAAACUCGCUCACGCCUCCACGACCUCCUCAACUACAUCGCCUACUCCUGGCGCUCCCUGCUCGCCACCCUCUCCCACGCUCGCCGCUUACGGGACAUCCUCACCUUCUUGACAGCCUGGUUCUUCCUCUCGGACGCCAUCGCCACCAUCUCUAGCACAGCUAUCCUCUUCGCCAAAACCACUCUCGCCAUGUCUCCUUCCUCCCUCGCCCUGAUUAACCUCACCGUCACGCUCUCCGGUAUUUUCGCCGCGUUCACCUGGCCUCACGUAUCCCGCUACUUUCAGUGGACACCUCUCCAAACGAUCCUCAUCUGCACCGCGUUGUUCGAAUUGAUACCCCUCUACGGCCUGCUGGGAUACAUACCUUUCCUCCGCAACAUUGGCGUUUUCGGACUACAACAGCAGUGGGAGAUGUUUCCGCUUAGCGUCGUUUAUGGAGUUGUGAUGGGAGGACUGUCGUCUUACUGCCGGAGUCUGUUCGCGGACUUGAUACCCGUGGGACGGGAGGCACAGUUCUUUGCGUUGUAUGCAAUUACGGAUAAGGGGAGCUCAGUCGUUGGUCCAGCGGUCGUGGGGUGGAUUGUGGGCAGGUUUGGAGAGAUAAGACCGGCGUUUGGAUUUUUGUCAAUCGUUGUGGCCGUGGGUGGAGGGAUUAUGUGGAAGGUUGACGUCGAACGUGGUCGAAAGGAAGGGAAAAGUUUGGAAGAGGAGGGAGGGGAUCUGUCGAGAUGA